Messenger RNA from Acanthisitta chloris (rifleman), 180 nucleotides. RefSeq names its product small integral membrane protein 3 (gene SMIM3). The coding region runs from base 1 to 180 and encodes 59 amino acids. The transcript has a single exon. Lineage: Eukaryota; Metazoa; Chordata; Aves; Passeriformes; Acanthisittidae. The record is from RefSeq and is a predicted model, not a curated record.
AUGGACGUCUCUGGCCGCACAGGUCCCACUACCAUGCCCAGGUAUGUCCUGGAAGUCUGGGUCAUCGUCCUGGUCGUCUUGGCCACCAUCCUCAUCAUGACAGCACUGCUGCUCUGCCCGGCCACUGCUGUCGUCAUCUACCGCGUACGAACUCACCCCACACGCAGUGGCAUCGUGUGA